Penicillium canescens is the source of this 321-nucleotide messenger RNA. RefSeq names its product CAZyme family GH18. Bases 1 to 321 code for a protein of 106 amino acids. Lineage: Eukaryota; Fungi; Ascomycota; Eurotiomycetes; Eurotiales; Aspergillaceae. The transcript has a single exon. The record is from RefSeq and is a predicted model, not a curated record.
AUGAUCUACGAGGGAAUUCGAGGAGAGUUAGAUCUGGCUGCUGCAGAAUGGUUUAAACUCCCAGGUAAAAUGGUUGACCUUGGGGACUGUUGGGAUCGCUUCUUCAGGCGCCAAAAUGACGGAAUGGCGAGUUUUGCAAGGGCGUUUGUCAAAAAAGCCAUGGAAGAACUGGCUGCUAAAUGGGUUGACGGUACGAGCAAGGAUGAGAUAUGGCGCAGCAAAGUCAAACAGGUUGAGGAGAUACUUGAAGCGUUGGGGAGCAAGAUUGGCGAGAUCUAUAGCAAUGGGUAUGAAGCAGAGGUUGUAGCGUUCCCGACUUGA